Nilaparvata lugens (brown planthopper) is the source of this 2177-nucleotide messenger RNA. Its product is annotated as cytochrome P450 9e2. Gene Ontology annotation, molecular function: heme binding; oxidoreductase activity, acting on paired donors, with incorporation or reduction of molecular oxygen; iron ion binding. Lineage: Eukaryota; Metazoa; Arthropoda; Insecta; Hemiptera; Delphacidae. The record is from RefSeq and is a predicted model, not a curated record.
AACAAUCAUGAAGAGCGUUUGCAUUAUUAUUGUUGGGAUGGACUGUACUUAAUAGCCACCUAAAAAACUACUGAAUUACCACUGUGCUACUAGCCGUUCUGAAAAUGUUGGUCUGUCAUACAAAUAGAGGCACAGACUGCUGGUUCAGUAUGUUUCAUAACGCUCUAUAGUGAGAUUCACUUUAAACUAUCAUCAUACGUUGAAUGGGAAGCAUUCAUGUUAUUCACAAGGAAUGAUCUGACAGUAGCUUGAAUCAAAUCUCACUUUAGUGAAGAAUGUUGUUUAUCAGUCUAUCAGGCAGUUGAAGCGUACAAUAGCCUACAUUCAACAGUUAACACAGUUUUGCUAAUAGAUUUUGUGUUACUACGGCGAUUUCAAUGUAUAAGGGAUUAGUUGUGUUUGAAAAUUGCAUUAGGAUAACAAUUAUUAUUAUUCCAACGUAAUCCCUUAAAGUGAAUACUUUUCUUACAAUAAUAAUUAAUCAUCUUGGAAAUAAUUUUUUAUCGACAAUAAAUUGAUGCAGUUCGUCAAGAUUUGUUGAAAACCAUAAAAAUGUAUAUUUUCGUAACAGCGUUUUUGGGGGCUGUGAUACUACUGCUUUUCUACUUGAAAACAUCACAAAAACUGAACUACUUCCAAGAACGAAAUUUCCCCUAUGCAAAAACAAGUGUUCAUGAACUUCUUAGGAAGAUGGUUGAAUUUGUUUUGCGAUUGAAAAGUAUUGAUGCUGUGGUCCAAGAUAUCUAUGAUAGUGGCGCGGGUAUGAAAUAUUUCGGCCAAAUUGGACUACAUAAGAACGAGAUUGUGAUUCGUGAUCCCGACAUAAUUUACAAUAUAAUGAUAAAGGAUUUCUCGUAUUUUAUGGACAGACCGUUUCCGGUGGAUGAAAAAAACGAUCCCCUGAGCGCUCAUUUGUUCAGUUUGAAAGGCGACCGCUGGAGAGGUCUCAGAUACAAACUUGCUCCCACAUUUACAACGGGGAAAUUACGAAGUAUGUUCAAACAACUAACAGAAAGCUCAGAUUCCAUUACUAAUUACAUUUCCAGCAAACCUAAUACAUGUUUGGAAGUAAAACAGCUAUCGUAUUGUUACAUUUUAGAUGUGAUUGCUUCGGUUGCUUUUGGUAUGAAAGUGGAAGCCCACAAGUAUUUAGACGGAGAAAAAAGCGAGUUUGUUGAAAUGAGUUUGAGAUUUUUCCGAAUGAACAACAUGAGAUACUUCAAGUUUUUUAUGAUAACUUUUUUCAAAAGUUUUAGUAAGUUUAUUGGAUUGACAUUGACUGAGGAUGACGUGAAGGCGUUCUUUUUCGAUUUGGUCAAGAAUAUUAUCAAGUAUCGUGAGGAGACUGGAACCAAGUCUAAUGAUUUUCUCCAGCUGUUGAUAAACAUGAAAGAGCAGGAUGAGGAGAAUGGUGGGAGGGUGGAAGAAGCGAGAAAGGAGAUGAUGAAACAUGAAGAGGAGGAUAAAGAAUUAUUUGAAAAUUUGGAUACAAGCAAGAAAGGAGCUCAACAUUUCAAGAUCACCGAUACACACUUGGCAGCCAACACAUUUGUGUUCAUAUCGGGAGGAAGUGAGUCGACAUCGACAGCGCUCACGUUUGCACUUCUGGAAAUCGCAUGCAAUCCGCCAGUGCAACAGAGAAUGCAGGAGGAAAUUGACAGUGUUCUAAUGGACCAAGAGCUCAGUUUCUCUGCAGUCAACUCUAUGACUUAUUUGAACCAAGUUGUGUUAGAGGUUUUCCGUAAACAUCCGCCCAUCGCAUUGCUGAACCGACUGUGUGUUCAGGACUAUAAGAUCCCAGACACAGAUCACGUGAUCAGGAAAGGUGAUGAGAUAAUAUUGCCAGUGUCGAGUAUACACAAUGAUCCAGAAAACUUUCCUAAUCCGGAAGUAUUUGAUCCAGACCGAUUUUUGUAUCCUGACUCUAUCCGGAAAGGAACUUACCUUCCGUUCGGAAUGGGACCUCGGUUUUGUAUUGCUAUGCGCUUUGCUAUUCUUUCAGUGAAAGUGUUGCUUGUCAAGAUAUUUAUGGCAUACAGUAUCAAAAUAAGUCCAAAAACUAUAAUGCCUAUAAAAAUGAAGACAGAGUUUUUCACAAAAGGAAUCCAGGGAGGACUGUGGAUCGACUUUGAAGCAAGAAAUUGAACAAAUAAAGCAUUUUAUCAUUUAUAAAACUA